This is a messenger RNA of Haemonchus placei, 294 nucleotides long. The record is from the annotation of a GenBank genome assembly. NCBI's taxonomy places the organism in Eukaryota, Metazoa, Nematoda, Chromadorea, Rhabditida, Trichostrongylidae.
AUGCCCGAAAAUAGUGAAGCUGGGACGUUGGUUACCAUUUUGAACGUGCUGAAUAGGAAAAAAUGGACGAUGAUUGAUAUGGUCAACCCUGAUGGGACUUUUGAAAUUCGUCAAAAAACUGGUGAAGUGUUCAUUCGCGAUAACCGGAUUAUGGAUCGGGAAUUGUUCACGAAUCUAGAACUUGUCGCCGAAAUUCAUGGCUCAUCUCACUUAACAAAAUGCGCCCGAACUCGUGUCAAUGUGGAGCUGCUCGAUCAAAAUGACAAUCGUCCCACGUUUGAAAAAGAAAAGUAG